GAGACCUCUUUACGCUAAGCGAGUUUACGGCACCCGUUACCCACCGCACUGAAAAUUCCGUUUCCAGGAAUGAACCUGAUUAUUGGGGUUUAUUUUAUUUUAUUUUAUUUUUUUCUGCACAAGCAAGAUGGAUUAGCGACAUUGCUUCAUCAGACAGGAGAGAGAGACUGUUGCAUUGCCGCUCUGGUUAGUUAUGUGUAGCCGAGUUAGCAGGCUAGUCAGUUUUCCAGUGUCCGGUUUGUGUUGAUGUGGGGAAGCGUAGUUACCAAUAAACAUCUGAUUAGCAACAAAGCUUAACUUUCAUUCUGUGGCAGAUGACAUUGAAGCAAGAAUCUUAAGUGUUUAGUGCAUACAUGUUCGUUUAAAAAUAACACCAGGUUUGUUUUUUUAGUUUGCUUAGCUAACAGUUGCUUAGCAUACGCAGUUGGUCCACAGCGUGCCUUCAGUCACGUCGCUCAUGUUGAGUUCAAGAGCUGCUGGAAUUAUGGUUCAAUACGAAUUCCCAACCUAGAAGUUAGACACACGUUAAUAACACGAUUAAAUGGUAUUAGUGAAGCACUAGGGUGUAGGAAACAGUCUUUUCUUCAUAGGCCGGUGGUUGGUAGUUUUUUUUUUAAUUAUUAUUAUUAUAUACGUUUAAUGUUGUCAUGGAUUAACUUUGUAUCUGUAACCACUUUGGAGCAGAAUGUAAAUGUACAGAAAAUUAGAUUAAAACAAUACAUAUGAAUUAGGUUAGUUAGAUCUAGUUAAGUGUAUAAGUUAGAGUCGCAUUAGCUUUUCUGAAAGAAAAUCAGUGUCUCUUAAACACAGAAGUGACAGGAAUUGAAGGAGCGCCUGAAGGCUGCAUUAGUGCGGCUCGCGCACCGCCGAGGCGUUGGAGUGAUCAUGGGCACAUAAACGGAGCUUUAACGAAACAAGCUCAGAGAUCAUCAUUAGGACAGUGACAGAGAAUAAUAAAAAACAACCAAAAAUGUCAGCGAGUGGCUUUACAGAUUUACGCGACAAGCUGAAGUCCAUGACUCCGCACAGGGAGAACCACAAAAUCACGAAAGUUUACUCCGAGCACAGCGGCGUUAAGAAGCGCCGGCGCCGCGACUCCGGGGACGAGCACGAGCAGCAGCAGGAGGAGGAGGAGGCGGCGCGCGCGUCGGAGGCGCGCAAAGUGAAGAGCGGGAUCACCCAGGCGCGCGUCUUCACGCCCGAGGAGUGCGCGCGCAUCGAGGCUAAGAUCGACGAGGUGGUGGCCAAAGGGGACCGCGGUCUGUACCGGGAGCACACGGUGGACCGCGCGCCGCUGCGCAACAAGUACUUCUUCGGCGAGGGCUACACGUACGGCGCGCAGCUGGAGAAGCGCGGCCCCGGGCAGGAGCGCCUCUACUCCAAGGGCGAGGUGGACGAGAUCCCGGCCUGGGUGUACGAGCUCGUCAUCGAGCCCUUGGUGGCGCGUGGGAUCAUCCCCGAGGGCUUCGUGAACAGCGCCGUGAUUAACGACUACCAGCCCGGCGGCUGCAUCGUGUCCCACGUGGACCCCAUCCACAUCUUCGAGCGUCCCAUCGUGUCCGUGUCGUUCUUCAGCGACAGCGCGCUCUGCUUCGGCUGCAAGUUCCAGUUCAAACCCAUCCGCGUGUCCGAGCCGGUGCUGUGCCUCCCCGUGCGCCGCGGCAGCGUCACCUUACUCAGCGGCUACGCAGCUGAUGACAUCACACACUGUAUCCGGCCUCAGGACAUCAAGCAGCGGCGAGCGGUCAUCAUCCUCAGGAAGACGAGACCGAACGCACCUCGUCUGGACACGUCUCUCAGCCCUUUCUCCAGUCCCGCUUCAGAGCGACGACACGUGCUGAAAGCAAAGCGCUCACACCGUAAAGCUGACCCUGAUGCUGCACACAGGCCUCGUAUAUUAGAGAUGGAUAAAGAACAGCAGAGGCGUUCACUCCUCCUCCAGCAGAGUCGUCAUGGCGACGAUGAGGACGGUUCCUCUGAGAACUCGAGGAGGAGAGUGGUGAACACGUCGUCGUCCUCGUCCCACUCUGAACACACUUCCUCAUCUCGCAGAGUGAAGAUGAGACGCCACUGAAGACCUCCGACCGUUAACACUCGACUGUUAGUAGAAAGCGCAGCGUGCGGAUUGGGACACGCCCCGGCGAGGAGAGCGCGGUGUCACCGCGGCUGUGUUUUAUUUAUACGGUUUUGUAAGGAAAGGGUGUGUGAAUAGAGGGAGAUUUUAGUUUUAGACCUCGUUAUCCACUUGUUAUAGCAGUGUUAGGAGCAAAACCUCUGCAGUAACACAAUCAAAAAAUAAUUAUCUGUUCUGUUUAAGGAUUUAAAUCUGGUCUGCUUUAUGCUGUUUAUCGAUUUCUGGCACCUUCUUGAACCGGCGUCUCCUCAGUUUUAUCUACCUACGAAGGAUCUGUAUGCGUCUGAAGAUUCCCGAGCCGUGGUGUGCAUGCACAGUGUGAGUUUCAGGGAUGAGUCUAUAUCACGUUCAACUUAAUUCUACAAAUACCAGGAGGGGCGCUACGUCUUCCUGUAAAACAUCUGUACAGCGUUUAAACCGAGCGGCGUUAGCGAGCAUAUUCGAUUAACAAGGUGACAUGAAUCGUGUGCAGCAGAAACUGAUGGAUUGUCACACGUGAGCGCUGGGACACGCCCACUUCCUCAUCGUGAUGUACACCUUUGUCGGUUCAAGACCUUGAUUUUUAGUGACCACGUGUACCAAAGAGACUUGGGUCUGGGAGACGGUAUCGAUGCAUUCCCUGGUUCGGUUAUCAGUGCAGAAGAAACACACAGAAACGUCUGAUCCGUACAGACACGUGCAAAAAAAUGAUGGAUUAAUGAUGCUAUUGUUAUGAGGCAGUAUUUCUAUUUUGUGCUGCUCUCUUUGCUUUAUUUUUGUUUGUUUGUUUGUUUUUUGAACAGAGGAAGGAAUUUUCUCUUCUGUGAGUUUUCAGAUCUCCUCCACCCGAUGAGAUCGGAUACGGAUCAGACAUUUAAAAUCAGUAUUCAGAUAGAGCUGAACACAUCAUUUAAGUAUUUAAUUUGUUCUGUUAGGAGGAGAAAAUCCCUUCAGGGUGAGUCUUUAAAAAGCCAGGAUGGACGUGAAAGCCGUGAGUUUGAGUCGAAUUGAGUUGUCGAAUUUCUCUACGCCUGUAACAAAGUUCUAUUUUGGAAAAUGACUUGAAGACUCGUGGAGGCUCUGUAAUGAGAAAUGGGUAUUUUUGCAGCAGCAGAGAUGUACAGGCCUGAAAGAAAUUAAAAGAUGAGUUUUAAAGAAAAUGCCGAGUGUGCAGUGAUUUCUGUUCGGAGAUUUUAUUCUAAAUAAAAUAGUUAUGAUUUCUGAAGAUUAUUCAGUUCAAGACAAUAGAUGGUGUUUAAUCUGUAAUAAUAAAAUCCACACAGUUCUUUUCAGUGAAGAUAUAAUGUUCCACGAUAUUAAUACGCUGCUAUAACUGAAAU
Messenger RNA from Hemibagrus wyckioides, 3453 nucleotides. It is a transcript of the gene alkbh5, whose product is annotated as alkB homolog 5, RNA demethylase. Gene Ontology annotation, cellular component: nucleus. Gene Ontology annotation, molecular function: oxidative RNA demethylase activity. The record is from RefSeq and is a predicted model, not a curated record. NCBI's taxonomy places the organism in Eukaryota, Metazoa, Chordata, Actinopteri, Siluriformes, Bagridae. Bases 971 to 2074 code for a protein of 367 amino acids. The transcript is spliced from 4 exons. Gene Ontology annotation, biological process: mRNA export from nucleus; mRNA processing.